This is a messenger RNA of Knipowitschia caucasica, 312 nucleotides long. NCBI's taxonomy places the organism in Eukaryota, Metazoa, Chordata, Actinopteri, Gobiiformes, Gobiidae. The record is from the annotation of a GenBank genome assembly.
AUGCCGCUCCAUGCCGCUCCAUGCCGCUCCCCGCCGCUCCCCGCCGCUCCAUGCCGCUCCCCGCCGCUCCCCGCCGCUCCAUGCCGCUCCCCGCCGCUCCCCGCCGCUCCAUGCCGCUCCAUGCCGCUGCUGCUGCUGCUGCUCGAAGGCGAGACCCAGACUCCCAGCCCCGCUCCUGGCCGCUGUACGCUUUUCCAGCCGCGCACAGAUGAAUACAGACCCGUCAGUCCGCUCUAUGCUCCCCGUGUGCACAAACCUUUCCUUCACGCCCAGUGGAGCCAGGUCGUGUUGGUAUCACGCACAGUGCGGUGA